Molecule: messenger RNA, 1524 nt
Organism: Aureobasidium namibiae CBS 147.97
Lineage: Eukaryota; Fungi; Ascomycota; Dothideomycetes; Dothideales; Saccotheciaceae
Exons: 1
Coding region: 1-1524 (507 amino acids)
Source: RefSeq, a predicted model, not a curated record
AUGGCUCGACUUCGCGAUAGCCCAGUGAAAGAUGUUGAGAAGAAAGAGUCGCCUAAAAAGAAAGCAUCGCCCGAGAAGAGCGGUAUUACGAAGAAAACACCAGUCAAGUCCCCUGCGAAAAGAGGGAGGAAGGAAUCACCCGGUUCACCUCUAACAAGCAGGACGUCCCGAUCGCAAUCAGCGACUCGCCGACCAAGUGUGAAGCUAGCAAACUCGGAGACCGAUCACAGUGUGCGUAGAAAGGUCCGGCCUGAGGUACUCAAGCACCCGUUUCGUCCUGUUCGAGCGAAUAUCUCAAGCGACGACUUGGUAGAGACCUCAGUACCAAAAGCAAAAUUACCACGCAACUACUGGAUUGCAAAUCAAGAAGAGCUCAUGCCUCCAUGGAUAGCGUGCUCGGGUUUUGUACCACCGGCCAUGGUCGAAUUCUUGAUGCGCUGUAAAAAGAGAACGGCUCUUGGAGUCAAGUGGAAGAAGGGCGACAAGAUCACGAACAUGGAGGGUGCCAUGCAUACAUUUGUGACCUCUAUCGAGCUGGCCUGGCUGCAUGGCGAGAGAGGGUACAACAAAGGACAUACCUUCACACCCUAUCCUCCAAGCGGCAAAUUCAGAACUGGUCGACAAGUCCUGAUAAGCAACAUGAUUCACCAAGACUUCGAGACGGAUGAGGUGAUGAUGAAAGUGUCUGCUUUGGCCGACACCAAGACAACUCUCACCGCGGACUUCGAUAUUCCUCAGAGCAAGGAGAAGCAGUUAGAUGAUGUUCGAGACAAGUACGACGACUGCCUCCGUCGACUUCUUGUUUACAAUCUGACUGCGGAUGGACAACUUCCAAGCAUCGAGGCAGGCAGCGCCAGUGCCAUGUCACGCUCCCAAGCCAAAACUUUUCUAGCCGACAAGAUCUUGAAAGUCUCCUGCAAUGACAUCCUGGAAAAGGUCAGAAACAAGUUCUUCUGGAUGUCGGCCAAGUCCAAAAAGAACAGCCCAUUGCUUUCGCUAGAGAUCCUGGUCACGACUGCAUACCAUCAGUUCCGUAACGAAAUGGAUGCCCUCGAGAGAAUAUGCAAACAUCAAGGUUACAUCUACACUUUCUCGGCACCGAACAUCUUCAUCGGAGAGUUUGGUAGCAAAGAUGGUCUGAUGGCGUGCAUAUAUGCUGCUGGGCUCAAGCACUAUCUCCAGACCACGAAGCUCGAAAAGAUGCGCGUUUUCCAAAUGCCCGAAGUGCCGGGAGAAUGGACGUCGAUGAUGAGAGCGGCUUUAAAGGUGGUACCAAAGGUGCGGGUGAUGACAAAACAAGAGCUGUACAGCAACGAGCACUCUUCCGAUACCUACAGCCCACCAUAUGCAGGCACUAUGCUCGUGUUGCACAAUUGCUCGGAUGGCUUUGGACAGAAUAUUCAGUACGAAGUUGGUGCCGGAAGUCUUGAUGCUAUCAUCGGACGCUUUACGAGUGCAGCAGGAAGCCUACUUAACGACCGCGAGGACCUUGUAAGCAUGGUCUGGAUGCAUUCCGAGUCAUGA